AUGACUGGAAGCCGUUUGAGGCCUUUGCUCCCCACAGAUGAGAGGAAUAUUGCAUCUCAGCUAGAGAAAAGAAAUGGGGAAGUCGGCGGUCCGAAAACCAGAAAGGAGAAGAAUGAUCCUCUUGGCCCUGCUAUAAGAAGUGCUUCCAACUGGAGCUUGGCAGAUAUUUACUCCGGAAGGCCAGAGACUUUACACAAGGCAUUGACUGAUACAGACAACUUUAUUGAGAUGUACAACUCUGAAAAUAGGCAAAAAUCAAGUGGAAGAAUACCGGAACUCAAUGAGGACAUGCAUGGAAGCAGUGACGACGACCAAAUAACCCUGGAAGAAGAAACAAGUGCGCUCGCGCAGCAGCCGAACCAGGAGUACCACAGCGGGUAUGAAGAUGAUAACUCGCAGGUAAAUGGCGAAAAAGGUGAGGUAGAAGAUGAUGUAGAAGAUGAGGAAGAAGGGGAAAACAGCGACUCUGGUCUAGAAUACGAAAUGGCACUGGAUCCUGAAUUAAAAAAGAGAAGAGAGGAAUGGGCAGAAAGGGGUGCUGCCAAGAUUGUACAAGAAGUGACUAACCCAGCGACAGGUAAAAAAAUUAAACGAGUAAUGAAAAAGGGCAUAAAAGAUUUCAAAUUUGGUGAAAACUUAGGUGAUGGUUCGUAUUCAACCGUUAUUUUGGCCACUUCUAAAGACAGUGGAAAGAAAUACGCUUUAAAGAUAUUGAAUAAAGAAUAUUUGAUUCGUCAAAAGAAAGUUAAAUAUGUUAAUAUUGAAAAAAAUGCUUUGCAACGCUUGAACAAUUCGCGAGGUAUUGUAAAACUGUUUUUCACUUUUCAAGAUGAGUCAAGUUUGUAUUUUUUAUUGGAAUAUGCCCCAAAUGGUGAUUUUCUUUCAGUAAUUAAAAAGUUUGGCUCUUUAAAUGAGGAAUGUGCAAGCUAUUAUUCUGCUCAAGUUAUUGAUGCAAUCGAUUUUAUUCACUCAAAGGGCAUUAUUCACAGAGACAUUAAGCCAGAAAAUAUCUUGCUAGAUAAAGAUAUGAAAGUAAAAUUGACAGAUUUCGGGACUGCAAAAAUUUUGAAAUCUAAGGAAGGUACGACGGAAUCAUUCGAUCUUUUAACGAGAGCAAAAUCCUUUGUUGGUACCGCAGAAUAUGUAUCACCAGAGCUGUUGAAUGAUAGCUACGUUGAUUACAGAUGUGAUAUUUGGGCUUUUGGAUGUAUCUUAUUUCAAAUGAUUGCCGGAAAACCACCAUUCAAAGCAACAAAUGAGUAUUUGACCUUUCAAAAAGUGAUGAAGGUUCAAUAUGCGUUCACCGCUGGAUUUCCUCUAGUAAUUAGAGAUCUUGUUAAAAAAAUCUUAAUGAAACAACCUGAUCAAAGAUUGUCUAUUCCUCAAAUCAAGAAGCAUUAUUUCUUUGAAGGAAAAAAUUUCAAUGAUGCCUCUAUAUGGUCUGAUGCUCCGCCGGAAAUUCAACCGUACAAGGUUAGCGCUAAAUCUAUGCAACCUGUUCCUGCAUUGAGUUCGAGUUCAGUUUCUCAGCUGAAACGCCCGCUUAUUACGAAAACUAAUACCAAGUCGACCACAUCUAUCGCAAGUAGCCGUACGCCCGAACCCAUAAGCGGUAGUAACAGCAAAAAAAAUACAAUAUCCUCAAAUUUACCUGUUACAUCCACUUCUAAAAAGGCUCUCGAUGAGAGGACUGCUCAAAUACUAAAUAAUGCAAGGAAAGCCGUCGGUAGUAGAAAGCAAUCCCAACCCUACAGAACGUCGGGUGGUGGUGCGGCAUCUGCGGCAUCUGCAGCAUUGACAAAAAAGGGUAAAUCCCCACCACCUCAAGCAACUAGAACAACUUCUGCGGCGAACUUAUCUGAUACGCCAUCUUCCAAACCGAGGGCCUCAACUUCAACGUCAAGAACCACAACUUUAAUUGGUUUAAGCGCAAAUAAUUCCAGUGGAAGUAUCAAUGGAACAACUGGAUCACGCAAAACUUCGGAGAGCUUCACGGCAGCCUACUCCAGCGCAGGUACCACCUCAAAUUUACCUUCUAGUUCAGAUAGAAAUGACAUUCCACCACUCCCCUCGAUGAGCAGGAUUGACAUUAUGUGGUCAUAUUAUCUAAAGAAUAUUGACGAGCGUGUUUUAGCUGCAGAUGAGAUAUAUCUGGCGGUGCUAGAAACGGAAUCGUUUGAAAAGCGGGUUCAGAGAGUGCACGGAUCUUUGGUCGAGCCACAAGGCAAUGGUACUUCUAGAGGUACCCUUCUAUCGCAGGUCGCUAGAGGGGGGGGUGGAGUCACUGGAUUCAGGAAUGACUCAAGUAAUAAAAUACUACCAGAAAAAAUGUAUUACGAAGAAAUGUUAUUAGAUAAUGAGAAGAUAACCAAAGAUUAUAGAAAACCAGGUGGUGAAUCUGCACCAGCUCAUAAUAAUGGAGCGUCAUCACCUUCAUCUGGCUCCAAUGAAACCGCAGAUGAAAAUGGAAAUUUUGCCUUGACAGAUAAAUUCAAAAAGCUGUUCCAGCACACGACUAGAACUGAUAAUAUAUCAAUCCCUGUACCUCCCAACGAGUAUUUCAAAAGAAUGCUUUUAAUUACGAGUCUUGGUAGAUGUUUAAUAUUUGUGAAGAAGACUAAAUGUAUUCCUGACACGAAUCUCAAUUAUGAGCUAGUUUAUGAUAUUAAUCUCUGUCAAUCUGGUAUUAAGGUUAGAGAAAUUAUCUGGCCGUCAGCUGAAACUAGUAGUGAGAGGUCUUUCACCAUUCAAACGCCUUACAGCUCGUUUGUUUUCAAGUCGGAUAAACAAACAAUGGAUAAUUGGUUGAAUGCAAUCAACAGAGGGAUUCAAAUAAACCACGAAAGAGUUGUGGCGAAAUUAAAGAGAGAAGAUGAACAAAAUAGUAGCGCUCUUAAAGCUGCAAGAAUGGCAAGCCCCAAGCUAGCUCGUGGUGGCAAUCAAUUUGAUGCCUCCAUCACAUCCGAUUCUACUAUAAUAGCCCAGCAACAAACUCCAACGUUUCCAUCUCCCAGUUUACAUUCAAGAAGUGGCACACUUCCUGGAAAAAAACAUGCAUCCUCUACUACUGGGACAACAUCUGCGACUGCGAAAGGAAGUCGUAUUUUUGAGCACUUUGUAAACUCGAAGGAAAAAUCGAGAAAGCAUGCAAGUCCUGUUCCAAUAGCUACCAAAUUGGUUAAUGGACUUCCGUCGAACUCAACACAAAGCUCAAUAGGAUUAGGAAUAUCAGAUUUAGAUGUUAGUGGUACAACGUCUCUUUCUUUUUCAAAGAGUUCAAAAAAGACUAUUUCGGAUGGAACCUCCAGGCUGCUUUCCAGGAGUGAAAUUUCUUUCAGGCCUAGACAGUGA
Messenger RNA from Zygotorulaspora mrakii, 3351 nucleotides. Its product is annotated as PDPK1 family serine/threonine-protein kinase. Bases 1 to 3351 code for a protein of 1116 amino acids. Gene Ontology annotation, biological process: peptidyl-serine phosphorylation; intracellular signal transduction. The transcript has a single exon. Gene Ontology annotation, molecular function: protein serine/threonine kinase activity; ATP binding. Lineage: Eukaryota; Fungi; Ascomycota; Saccharomycetes; Saccharomycetales; Saccharomycetaceae. The record is from RefSeq and is a predicted model, not a curated record.